Paramuricea clavata is the source of this 1717-nucleotide messenger RNA. NCBI's taxonomy places the organism in Eukaryota, Metazoa, Cnidaria, Anthozoa, Malacalcyonacea, Plexauridae. The record is from the annotation of a GenBank genome assembly.
AUGGAACCACUCGUCGAAUCACUGCGCCAAGCAACUCGGACCGUAACGAAAUUACUUUCCGAAUUAAAGAUCCGUUGUCAAUUCUUCGAUCGUGGUUGCGGACAGUUUAUUGAAUUAGGAGAUGUCGAAAGGCAUGUCACUGACUGUGGGUUUGCCCCAGCAGUCUGCUCUAACGCCGGAUGCCAACUUGAGGUGAAUAAACAAGAUUUACUACACCAUGAAACAGCUGUGUGUGAACUACGCAGAGUCAAGUGCCACAGUUGCAACGAAAUCAGACAAGAGAUGGAUACAGUGAAAGUUAAUUUGGCAACAAUGAAUGAAAAGUUGAAAGGAGUUGGAGAACAGUUGGCCGGAAAUGAGAAACAGAUGGACAGAAAUCAGGAGAACGUCAAAACACAAUUUAGAAAUGUGGUCGCAAAAGUUGAACUGGUUCAAGAACAACUUCGAGGACAACUCAACAAGCAGGAAGAAAGCAAUCGUCGGCUCGAAGCGGACAAUGUAGAAAUAAAGAGAAGUUUAAAUGAAAUUACGAAACAACUGAAGAGAAUGACACAACAAACAUCACAUGAAGUCCAGGCUGAGGAAAUGAAGAAAGAUAUUGUAGAAGGUGGAAUGGACAGAAAGCCGAAGGUCCUUGUUGCUGGAGGCUGGGAUGGGACAAGACAUCUAAAUUCAGUGGAAAUGUUCAGUCACUCAAACGCAACCUGGACACCACUAAAGCCAAUGAAAGAAAGUCGUACGAGAGCAUAUUCAGUUGUUCACAACAAUCAAGUUUUUGUCAUUGGAGGUCAUGAUAAGAAUGCAGCAAUGAAGUCGAUUGAAAAACUAUCAUUGAAUGCUGUUCAUGCAGUUGACCAGUCCAUAACUUGGGAAAACGUUCUUGUUAAGUUACCUGCACCAUUGAAGGGACACUGCAGUGUAGUUUAUAAUGGACGGUUGACAGUGAUUGGAGGUUAUGAUGGUGGUAUAUAUUCUGAUAGUAUUAUUGAGAUUUCCCUUCUUCCACCUUAUACCAAUAAACUGUUGACUGCCAUGCCACAGUCAAGAUGUCAUCAUGGUAUUGCAAUGUUUGGUGACAAGAUACUGAUUCUUGCAGGUACGGUCUUAAUCUUGGCUUAUAGUACGAAGUUUGCAAGCGUUUUGCUGUAUGAUAUUAUUAAGAAUGAAUGUAAGGAGUUAGCAGCCCUCCCCUACCCCGUGUCUGCAAUGGCCACAGUCAAGUGGGGUGAUGGCAAUGUGAUCAUAGUGGGCGGUGCUGACAGCAACGCUCAACCAUUAAACAAAGUUUUAUUAUACAACAUCAAGACCCAGAAGAGUCGUAUGUUACCAGACAUGAAGUAUAAGAGGAAAGGAUGUGUGGCUGCAGUUGUCAGAGACACUGUGAUUGUCAUGGGAGGCCGAGAUGAAAGAGGAAAGUACUUAAAGUCUGUAGAAUGUUUUCAAUUUGAUCGCUAUAGCUGGCAAGAACUUCCUGAAAUGCGGGAAGUGAGAUACUGUGCUACUGCAGUUGUAUGUUAAUUAUGCAUUGUAUAUAUAUUAGCAACCUAACUAAAUUGUUGCAGUAUUUUAUACACUUUUGUACUUGGGAUAUGAUCAUACUUUUAUGAAUAACAUUUUGUACCAGUUUGACCAAGUUUAAAGAAAAAUUAAUUUGUUGAAAGCGUUGAAUUUAUAGUUGAAUAAAGUGGGGUGCAUUAGGGCACAUUGUGGCUUAAUG